AUGAGAAUUUUUCUUCGCCAUUGCUGGACACAAUCUCACGGUGGUUGGAAUGGAUGGGAGCUAUCUCAAGCCCUUUAUUACAAAAUAUUUGGUGAUAUCCCCGGACAAACCAUGAAUGUCCUACUUGCAACAAAUCAGAAUCCAAGUCACUACUACAUUGCUGGUAAUAUUGAAAAUGAGGAACCUACUGCAGCAGUCUUAGAAUACAUUGGCAAAUACACACCCCCAUCUUCACCUGUCUUCCCAUCCAGCCUCCCUGUAUUUAGAGACAUCAGGGCAGCAAAUGCAUUUUGGGCCCGUUUAAGGAGCUUAGCCAGCAAAGAACACUCUGUAUCUGUGCCAAAACACGUUGACCACCCUAUGUUCAUAGUUGUUUCUGAGAAGAUUAUCGCUUGCCCAAAUCGCUCAUGCGACUCAGAUAAUGGAAAUAGGAUUAGUUCAUCAAUGAACAAUAUAACCUUUCAGAAUCCCAUUGCAAAUAUACUACUUGCCUAUUACAGAAAUCUCAAUGAGAAGGAGAAGGGGAAUUGGGUUGGACUGAAGAGGGAUGGGCAUAAUGAGGGCCUGGUAGUUGAAGGGGUAAUGACAGAUAGAAUUGCAACUAAUGAAGAGAAUAAGUUAGUGGAGGAGUUGGUUAGAGGAGAGAAAGAGAAGCAUCACAAAACAGACAUAUGGCAGCAUAUGAAUGGGGAGGCUUCUGGCAUGAUGGGAAAGAGAGAGUUGUUUGUACAUAGGGAGAGUGUAAGGGUAGUGGAGAGGCAUAACAAAAAAUUGGGCAACAUUUGGUGGCCAAUGGCCUGGUUGAGCAGUCCCCGGGAUUUCCUUUGUUUUAAGGAGCUGAGCUUCUUUGUGUGGAUAAAUAAUACGAACAUAAGUGGGGUUUACACUCCUGAUUUUCCAGACUUUCCAGAGGUUUUUUAUGACUUCACAGAUCCUAAUUUGUCUAACAAUUAUACUGUACCAUCCAUAGCAACCAAGGUGAAGAUGAUUAACUUCAAUGAAACAGUGGAGAUAGUAUUUCAAGGGACUGAUACUGUUGGAGGGGCACAGGAUCAUCCUGUACAUAUGCACGGAUAUAGUUUUUAUGUGGUUGGAUUUGGACUUGGGGAUUUCAACAAUGAGACUGAUCCAAAAUCCUAUAAUUUGGUUGAUCCACCUGAAUUGAACACAAUUCGGGUUCCUAAGAAUGGAUGGGUUACAGUGCGGUUCACAGCAAAUAACCCAGAGACGAUCAUUUGCCAAAAUAAUUCUGAAAAUUCCCCCAACGAGAACCAUAUGAAGAAAAGGGGAUGGAAAGGGGUCUGGAUGUUGCACUGUCAUUUGACUAAGCAUCUUACCUGGGGCAUGAAAACUGUUCUCAUAGUGUUGAAUGGUGACACUCCUGAGACAAGUAUCCUUGAUCCCCCUCCCUCGAUGCCUUCUUGCAACUUUUCAUUCGUGAACUACAUCCAGAAGUUCAAACAUUCGGAUGUCGUGCAUCCUGUUGAGAUAAUUGGAAUGUGA
Molecule: messenger RNA, 1503 nt
Organism: Thlaspi arvense
Lineage: Eukaryota; Viridiplantae; Streptophyta; Magnoliopsida; Brassicales; Brassicaceae
Source: the annotation of a GenBank genome assembly